CCCCAUCUCGUUUCAUCACCUUCACUUUUCCCAACCCCUUCAUCUCACCCACCCUCCUCCACGUCGCCGUCCUCGACACACCUUUUCAACUCACCAGCUCACCCCCAGUCGCCGCCAUGCUCGUCCCCAAACAACGGUAGUCCGACUGGAUCUUCUCCACCGAGUCCGGUCACCUCCAGCUCCUGCUCAGUUCUCCCAGGAUCUCCCGCCUAAUCCUCACUGGCAACCAGCCCAUUAACGGUCACGGUUCACCGGUAAUUUACCACCGUCCGGCUAGAAACGACUCGUCGUGUGAUGGCGAACUCGGGGUGAGUUUGAGACCUCUUUUCCUUGCUUUAUCUCCUAAGUCUUGCUUCAAACAUGGCACUCUUGAGAUACCCAUUUUGAGUUAUGAGGAUAAUGUGAUUUGUAGUGUGGUUUUGGAGAGGUGUGUUGGGUCUUUGGUUGGUGAAAUGGUGGUGGAAGAUGUGGAGAUUGAGAGUGGUGGUGAGGCUUCAAAGAGGGAGUUCAGGAGGCGUUUGAGGUUUAAAAGAGUGCCCAAUUUGGUUCAAACGGAGGUACGUAUUGUUCCCAACACGGGUUUUGGCUUUGAUUAUGUGGAAAUCGGAGAAGUCGAGUUUAGGCUGGAUAAUAGUAUUUUAGUGCACCCUUAUUUGGUUCCUAUGUUGGCAAGUCUUCAGUUGAUUGCUUCUUAUAUUGAGGGACGGAUUCGAAGUGGGUUUAGGCCGAAAGCUUUGUGUUUAGGAGUUGGAGGUGGAGCUUUGCUUGGAUUUUUAAAAGCCGAACUGGGAUUUCAGGUUGUGGGUGUGGAGGCGGACAAGGAAGUUUUAAGAGUUGCUACGAAGUAUUUUGGACUGGAAGAUGGUGGUGAGCAUGUCAAUGUUUGCGUUGGAGAUGCAAUAAAAGUUAUUGAGAAACUUGCGGGUCGAGGUAAUGGACAAAGUUCGGGUUCUUUUGGUGCUCAUGAGAUAGAAGUUGGUUGUGGGAUGGGUGAUGGCAAUGACAUUGAUACUAAAUUUGAUGUAGUGCUAGUUGAUUUAGAUUCAAGUGAUGCUGGAGAUGGUAUAAUUGCUCUGCCAUUUGAGUUUGUUAGGAAGCAUGUCCUUUUGGCUGCCAGAUCAGUUCUUUGUGAUAAUGGGAUCCUCGUAUAAAUGUUAUCCUCCAAAUAGAUCAUUUUACACAACAUUGAUACAGGAGUUCAGAGAAGUUUUCCACGAGUUAUAUGAAAUCAAUGUUGGAAAUGGGGAAAAAUUUAUUCUUAUUGCUCUUGUGUCCCCUGUUACAUCUUCUACUAGUGAUUGUGAGAAGUGCUUCCUUAAUAAACUAAGAAUGAUUAUAUCAGGAGCAUACAUGAAUUCCAUAAAGAAGAUCUGAGAUGGGGUGCAAAGAGAAGGUGGGAUAAUCAACCCCUUGGGAUCCAACUGUUUUUUAUCACCCCGCUUCUGGAUGGAUUGGGAGAGGGAAUGCGAAC
Messenger RNA from Prunus mume (Japanese apricot), 1471 nucleotides. Lineage: Eukaryota; Viridiplantae; Streptophyta; Magnoliopsida; Rosales; Rosaceae. The record is from RefSeq and is a predicted model, not a curated record.